ACUUCCAAACUUCCAACACAUCAACAUGAAGAUCAUUGUUCUUGCUGCCCUCAUCGCCGUCGUAGCCUCCCAGGGUUACCCAAAGCCACAGUACCCCAAGCCACAAUACCCCAAGCCACAGUACCCUACUCCGGCAUAUCCCGCACCAGCAUACCCAGCUCCGGCCUACAAAGCUCCGGCCUACCCUGCCCCUGCCUAUCCGUCUCCAUCUUACAAGACUCCUGAAUAUGCCCCCAUGCCGUACAACUUCAACUGGGCCGUAAAGGAUGAUCCCUCCUACAACGAUUACGCUCACCAAGAGACCGCUGAUGAUAAAGGAUACGUGACCGGAUCUUACCGCACUCUUCUUCCUGAUGGUCGCACUCAGAUCGUCGACUACAAAGCCGAUGACUACACCGGAUACGUCGCUGAUGUUAAAUACGACGGAGAGGCCAAGGAAUACAAGCCAGCUUACAAACCCGCUGGUUACCCAAGCCCAGCGUACCCAAGCCCAUCUUACCCUAGCCCUGCUUAUUCUGCUCCAAAAUACCCAAGCCCAGCUUAUUCCGCUCCGAAAUACCCAAGCCCUGCAUAUCCAAGCUCAGCUUAUCCAUCACCCAAAUAUCCAACCAAAUAUUAGAUGCGUGAAUACGAUUAUAAGUCCAUUGUAAAUCAAAUUAUCUUGAACUAAAAUACAUUCUAUCUUAGUAAGAAAA
This is a messenger RNA of Daphnia carinata, 695 nucleotides long. Its product is annotated as adhesive plaque matrix protein-like. Gene Ontology annotation, cellular component: extracellular matrix. The transcript is spliced from 3 exons. NCBI's taxonomy places the organism in Eukaryota, Metazoa, Arthropoda, Branchiopoda, Diplostraca, Daphniidae. The record is from RefSeq and is a predicted model, not a curated record. The coding region runs from base 26 to 619 and encodes 197 amino acids.